Molecule: messenger RNA, 1620 nt
Organism: Rhizopus microsporus ATCC 52813
Lineage: Eukaryota; Fungi; Mucoromycota; Mucoromycetes; Mucorales; Rhizopodaceae
Product: DEAD-domain-containing protein
Exons: 6
Coding region: 1-1620 (539 amino acids)
Cellular component (GO): nucleus
Molecular function (GO): nucleic acid binding; ATP binding
Source: RefSeq, a predicted model, not a curated record
AUGGAAAUAGAUUCUGAAGAGCAGCCUAGAAAUGCUAAAAGACCUGAGGAAGAAGCAUCCGCAAUAGAGGCAUUUCCUGAUGUCUCUAGGAAAAAGGCAAAACACAGCAAAGAAGAAGCUAAUCUAUUAAAAAAUAUGGGGAUCCCUGAUUGGUUACUGCAUCCCACGACUAUAUCUCCAACAGAAAGAUGCGAUCUAGAUCAAGUAGGAUUAUCUGAACGAUUAACUCAGAGAUGCAAAGAGAUCGGUCUAUCUUCUUUCUUUGCAGUUCAAAAGGCGGUUAUUCCAAUAUUCUUGAGAAAUCAGACAUUGUAUGACACGACAAAGGCACCAGGAGACCUUUGUGUUUCAGCUCCUACUGGUAGCGGUAAAACAUUGGCAUAUGUCUUGCCAAUUAUUGAUAUUUUAUCAAAAAGAGUCAUCAAAAGACUGCGUGCGGUCAUUGUUCUGCCAACUCGUGACUUGGUGAUUCAAGUAAAGGAAACGCUGGAUGCUUUUGUUAAAGGCACUGACUUGGUGGUUGCAGCUGUCAGUGGUCAGCAGUCAUUUACUCAUGAGCAACAUGUACUUGUUGGAAGCGAAGAUGAAAGUUAUCCUGGUGGUAAAAGUAAAGUAGACAUUUUGGUAGCUACACCUGGUAGAUUAAUCGAUCACUUAAACGCUACACCCAACUUUACACUUCAGCACGUCCGUUUUUUGGUUGUUGAUGAAGCAGACCGUCUAUUGAAUCAGAGCUUCAAUGACUGGUUAAAUAGAAUCUUACAAGCAACAAGACCAGAUGGAAGUCAACAAGUACCACCACUAGAUUUUAAAACUGAUAAGGAUGGUGUGGUGUUAUCAGAUGCAAUAGCUCCUACCUUUUUGGAGUCUUAUUAUAGCUUUCCUAAAACAGAAUUGGAUCAUCCUAAAGUUCCAUCGAUUCAAAAAUUAUUGUUUUCAGCUACUUUAACAAAAAAUCCAGCCAAGAUAGCUGGAUUACACUUGAUUGAUCCAGAGUAUAUAUCUGUUCAACAUGAUGAUGAUGAAGCUACAACGAAUGAGUAUGUAACGCCCGAAGGAUUAAAGGAAUAUAUGGCAAUUAUUCCGACAGAAAAGAAACCAUUGUUGGUCGUCUAUUUACUUCACUAUCUGGGCAUCAAGUCAGGACUGUGCUUUACUAAAUCCGUAGAAUCAACAGAAAGAUUAAAAACUUUAAUUGAUGCUUAUGAAGCACUACAACCAGAAGAAAAGCGUGUAAGAGUAAAGGAAUACUCGAGUGAACUUCGUCCGGCGGAAAGAAGGACAGUACUGAGGCAAUUUAAAGAAGGAGAGAUUGAUAUGUUGAUUUGUUCUGAUUUGAUUGGAAGAGGUAUAGAUAUAGAUUCAGUCCAAUAUGUGAUAAGUUAUGAUGUACCAGUCUAUAUGGAUAAAUAUAUUCACCGUGUGGGUCGUACGGCAAGAGCAGGUAGACAUGGUGUGGCAUACACACUAGUUGAAAAACAGCAGGCUCGACAUUUUAAGGAGAUGUUACGUCAGGCAGGACAUCUGAACCAAGUAGAGCUGUUGGAUAUAGAAAAAGAGAAAUUAGAAGAAUUAGCACCAGAUUAUGAAAACGCAAUUUCAAGUGUAACUGAUGACUAA